Molecule: messenger RNA, 1141 nt
Organism: Vombatus ursinus (common wombat)
Lineage: Eukaryota; Metazoa; Chordata; Mammalia; Diprotodontia; Vombatidae
Gene: AGBL3
Product: ATP/GTP binding protein like 3
Exons: 4
Coding region: 85-495 (136 amino acids)
Source: RefSeq, a predicted model, not a curated record
GAUGCAGCUGUCGGAAAUGAGUAAGCAGUUGAUGGUGGUGGGUAUCUGAGCGCAGUGGAAACUGGAAGAGAUGUCAGUGUUGGAAUGCUGAAGCAUGUUGAGUUUGCCUGUAUGCAAAAAAAAGAAAAUUUCAGCCUUGCACAUUGGGAAAAAAUGUCAGAAGAGUCAGACAAAGAUGAACAGCUCACAGAUCAAACAACCGGUGAUGAAGAUGAACUGGAUAGUGAUACCUUUAUGAAAUUUGUAAUCGAAGAUCUCCAUCGGUGUGCACUGCUUACAGAUGCUACUGGUGACCAGUCUUUACCUCGGACUACACAGAUUUUGUUGGAAUAUCAGCUAGGGAGAUGGGUACCACGUCUUCGUGAGCCCCGAGACCUAUAUGGUGUCUCUUCAUCUGGUCCACUGAGUCAGACACGAUGGCCAUGUCACUGUGAAGUAGUUGAAGAGAAAAUCCUGCACAUUGGUAUGUCCUUAUCAGCUGCAUUUAGGAUAUAAAGCAUAGCAAACUUACUUUACCAAUCUAAGGAGAUUCAUGACCAGAAAAGGGAUUGGGAAGCUUCAGCCACCUCUGGAUAUGGGGCUUAAAAUGUGUAAGAAAUUUGGUAAUCCUGCGUAUUUGCGACCAUCAGUGCUGUGCUCUAUAUUAGCCAGACCAAUACUCCACUCCAUAACCUCACACCCCUCCUCCCUUCUCCCCCACGCAGAUAGAGACUUAGCCAUAGUUUUUGGGUACUACAUGGUUCCAUUCUGAUUCAAGCAAUAUACAAUAAAUUGGUCUCUGAGACAGGUGCAGGGGUAGGAACUUUUAGAGCUUUGACUAACAAUCACGAACUUACUUAGCCUCUGUACUUAAAGCUUUCUCUUUUUACAUUUUCCCCCUUAUUCUCUUUGUUAUUCUCUUGACCAUAAUGUUUGUUUCCAAGACAAAUGCCUUUCUUGCCAGCCCAGUCAGUAAUACUAUAGAACUUUGGAAAGCAGUAAUUCAAUUAAUCACAACUUUCCCUCUUCUUACCAUAUAUAAAGGCUAAAUCUGUCCAAUGCUAACACAUAAAGGGUAGGUCUUACACUUUAUGAAUGACAACUGAUUUUACUGGUGCUCAUAGUUCCCUAGCUAAUGAAGUAGGUUCAUACCAAAAGAAAA